AUGUCCAAUACUAAUUACAAUUAUAGGAAUGAGGCUAUGAAAUUACUAAAGUUUACAGAAGAGAUGAUUUGCGUCGCUAAGGUGCCUGCAGAGAUGAGGCAUAGAAUGGUAACUGAACGUCGUUUUCGCAGUCAGUUUAGGAAAAUAUCCAGCGCGGAGACAUCUAUAAAUCGUUGUGAAUAUUUUGAUAUUCCCAUAGCUACCGCACAAGCUUACAUAACAGACUAUGAAGAUCUAGGCGCUAUUUAUGAUGUAAACCCAUCUGUUCAUAAGACGCCUUUACCUGAAAAGAUUUCAUCGAGGCAACAGCUGAAUCAUCCAAAACAUAUGACUCUGGUGACGGAAAAAUCAAUGGGCCAUCUGAAAUAUGCUCAACGUAUUAGCCCAGAGCUCCUUCUAGCUGAUAUAUCAGUAAAUGAACCUAAUGCAAAUGCUAAAAAGGUUGAAAACAAAUCACUUUGCCCCCGUUUAGAUUAUACCAAUACUGCAAAUGAUGUCAAUAAUGCUGCGAAUAAUGCGAACCCUUCUAAUGUAUUAGAAAAUAAGCCACCGAGUAAAAGAACGUCACCAGUGUUCAACGCUAAAAGUAGGUAUACUCCAUAUUCAACAUCCUUCUCUAACGUUGGAGGCCUAUGUGACGCAAGCAUUCAGUAUGUGGGACAGGCCAAAACGAAACAAGCAAAGACUACAAUGCUUUUCGGCGAAACAACGACUAAAGAGAGGUCAAACCGAAGCAAAACGACAAAACACAAGUCUCCAAUGUCCAAACCAACAUUUGUCGAAGUAUCCCGACCACUACAAACAAACAAAAGACCUUAUGAAGUGUCUAAAGCAAUACCUAAUAAAAACUUGACAGUAUUUGACACCAAAUCAAGAUUUAACAGUGAUAGAGUAUAUUCGACUUUACAAAAGCUUCCUUCAAGCGAUCAUGUACGAUCAAGAUACAACAAUAACUUAACGAUAAAAGCGAAUUCGUCCAACAAUUCAUAUCAAAACGAUCGUGCCUUAAAUCCACCUCCGCAAUAUACAAACUACUCUGGUGCGCCAAAUACUAAUAAAAAACUACCCAAGUCGUUGAAAAGAAUUAGCGAUAUUGCGAAAAAGUAUCACCUGGAAGAAGACUAG
Saccharomyces eubayanus is the source of this 1125-nucleotide messenger RNA. RefSeq lists its product as uncharacterized. Bases 1 to 1125 code for a protein of 374 amino acids. The record is from RefSeq and is a predicted model, not a curated record. Lineage: Eukaryota; Fungi; Ascomycota; Saccharomycetes; Saccharomycetales; Saccharomycetaceae. The transcript has a single exon.